Molecule: messenger RNA, 1067 nt
Organism: Macadamia integrifolia
Lineage: Eukaryota; Viridiplantae; Streptophyta; Magnoliopsida; Proteales; Proteaceae
Product: LOB domain-containing protein 4
Exons: 2
Coding region: 289-792 (167 amino acids)
Source: RefSeq, a predicted model, not a curated record
CCCCUUCCCUCCUUCCCCCUCCACUCCUUUUUCCCUAUCCAUCCUCACAUUCUCUACUUCUCUAGUGUUACUUUUUAUUGUUUCUUUGUUCUUUCUUUCUUCCACUGCUGCCAUUUUUUUCUUCUUCUUGUACUUCCACAACUACUAUUCCUACUACGACUACUACUACAAACUUACCCACAACUGCAAUUCUUUGUCUUUUAAAGGCAUACUGCAACAGCACUGGUAGGGUAAGCUGUUCGUCUCCCGAAUAAAGAAGUGUGAAGGGUACCCACCCUUUGAGACAAAAUGAAGGAGACCGGCAGGAAACAGGGGGCAGCAUCGCCUUGUGCUGCCUGUAAGCUUCUUAGAAGGAGGUGUGCCCAGGAUUGUGUCUUUGCCCCUUACUUCCCUGCCGAUGAGCCACAGAAGUUUGCUAAUGUCCACAAGGUGUUUGGUGCUAGUAAUGUCAACAAGAUGUUACAGGAAUUACCACUGCACCAACGCGGCGAUGCUGUGAGUAGCAUGGUAUAUGAAGCUAAUGCAAGGGUGAGAGACCCUGUCUAUGGUUGUGUGGGUGCUAUUUCAUCUCUGCAACAACAGAUUGAUGUCCUUCAGACCCAGUUAGCUCUGGCACAGGCUGAGGUAGUCCAUAUGAGAAUGCGUCAAGCGGCAUCUACAUCUAAUCACGCGGGUAAUUCGAGUGAUAGUGCCUCCCCUGCCUCCAAGCUAAUGACCCCACACACCAAGUCUUUCUUUGCUUUAGAUAUGGUAGAUCAGGCCAAUUUAGGGGAGUCCUUGUGGUCAUGCUAGUUUAUGAAGCAUGUCUUCCUUCUACUACUGUGGGCUUUUUUUUUUCGCUUGCCUCCUAUUACUUAUUAUACUUUCCCCCUCCCCUUUCCCUUUUUCAUCCCCUGUUCUCAUAUACAUCCUUACAAUAGAUCAAUAUGAUGAUGAUCUACCCAUAUGGUUUGGGAGGAUUCUUUAUCAUUAACCAUAUUGUAAAUAUAUAUUUAACUUAUGGAUAUGAGAUAUCAAAUAGCUAUUAUAAGUGAAAAGAUUGAUACUUUAGCUUUGUUGUGCUUUCA